This is a messenger RNA of Silurus meridionalis, 2174 nucleotides long. It is a transcript of the gene ccnl1a, whose product is annotated as cyclin L1a. Lineage: Eukaryota; Metazoa; Chordata; Actinopteri; Siluriformes; Siluridae. Gene Ontology annotation, biological process: regulation of transcription by RNA polymerase II. Gene Ontology annotation, molecular function: cyclin-dependent protein serine/threonine kinase regulator activity. Gene Ontology annotation, cellular component: nucleus. The coding region runs from base 152 to 1750 and encodes 532 amino acids. The record is from RefSeq and is a predicted model, not a curated record. The transcript has 11 exons.
UAUUUUCCUGUAAAAGUGAGCAGGGAACUGGAUCUAUUUGUAACGCGGAGGGUUACUGGUGACGGUAAGGGUGCGAGGGGGUUCUGUGUUAUGCGGCGUAUGUCACAGCAGGGCUUUGCAUUUUCGGCGACCGGGUUCGACUCGUGUUUCAAUGGAGGCGACAAUGGCGACAGCUCCGCUCCCUACCGCGCCGAACAGCGCUCCGGGAAGCGAUGGCAUUCUCAUCGGCGACAAGGUUUAUUCCGAAGUCUUCCUGACUAUCGAUAACUCGCUCAUCCCGGAGGAAAAGCUCUCCCCGACGCCGUCGAUGCUGGACGGCCUGGAUUGGCACACCGAAACUGACCUCCGUAUUCUCGGCUGCGAGCUCAUACAAUCAGCCGGGAUACUCCUUCGUUUACCACAGGUGGCAAUGGCGACCGGGCAAGUGCUGUUUCAUCGGUUUUUUUACUCGAAGUCAUUUGUGAAACACAGUUUUGAGAUUGUCGCUAUGGCCUGUGUCAAUCUGGCCUCAAAGAUCGAAGAAGCCCCACGUCGCAUAAGGGACGUGAUCAACGUCUUUCAUUAUUUGAGGCAGAUUAGAGGAAAAAGGAGUGCAAGCCCAUUGAUACUUGAUCAGAACUACAUAAACACCAAAAACCAGGUGAUCAAAGCUGAACGACGUGUGCUGAAGGAGCUGGGAUUCUGCGUCCAUGUCAAGCAUCCACACAAGAUCAUCGUCAUGUACCUGCAAGUUCUCGAGUGCGAGAAGAACCAAACGCUGGUCCAGACUGCAUGGAACUACAUGAACGACAGCCUGCGAACUAACGUGUUUGUGCGGUUCCAAGUCGAGACCAUCGCCUGCGCCUGCAUUUAUCUCGCAGCUCGAGCGCUGCAGAUUCCUCUGCCGACUCAGCCGCACUGGUAUCUCCUGUUUGGUGCCACAGAUGAGGAUAUCAAGGACAUCUGUAUCACUACCCUGAAGCUGUACACAAGAAAGAAGCCAAACUACGACUUCCUGGAGAGGGAGGUGGAGAAGAGGAAGAUGGCUUUGCAGGAAGCGAAGCUGAAGGCCAAAGGGCUGAACCCGGACGGAACUCCGGCGCUGUCCACGCUGGGUGGCUUUUCUCCCGCGUCCAAACCGAGUUCUCCCAGUGUGAUGAUGACGGAUGAGAAAUCUCCCAACCCUCAGACGCUGAAAGCGGUGAAGAAGGAAGCCGAAGAUCGGGCACAAGGCUCCAAGAGUCCUCACAACGGUCUCAGGAAGGAGAGUAAACUGGGACGGAACAGUCGGAGCGGGAGCCAUUCUCGCUCGAGGACACGCUCGAGGUCCAGGUCGCGCUCUCCAAGACGACACUACAACAGCAGACGCAGCCGCUCGGGUACGUACAGCUCACGCUCACGCAGUCGAUCUCACAGCCGCAGCCCGUCUCCACGGCGACACUCCAACCACGCCGCCCCGUCUCCUCUCCUGCCGCAUCUCAAAGCCAAACAGCGCUCCGACGACCUGAAGCUCCACUCUCGCCACAGUCACAAGAGGAAGCGCUCGCGAUCCGGCAGCAAGCCGAGAGAGCGUGAGAGGGAGAGGGAACGCGAGAGGGAGCGCGAGCGCACCUCAUCCGACCUGACGUCUAAAAAACACCGGCACGAGCGCGGCGGCGGGAGCGGCGCCCACCAUAGAGACCACCGCGAACGGUCACGCUCAUACGAACGCUCGCACAAGAGCAAACACCACAGCAGCAGCCACUCGAGCCACAGCCGCCACCGCCGCUGACUCCGCCCAUCACCGUAUAUUCCCUCGUUUUACAUUUUAUUCUUUUUUUCUUUUCUCCUUUGUCUCGGCAAACCUUUUAGUUAAAAUGUAAAAAUGAAGGACCGCUCCAUAUUUACAGUGUAAAGACUUGAGAAAAAAAAUAACGUAUUGCAGAGAAUGCUUUGAUUUAUAAAAGCAGCCUUUUGUUGACCAUUGGAGGUGUGGACGUCGCUAAUUUAAUACGGAAUCGUUCAGGAAAGACAGAGACUUCAUAUUACGUAUAUUUACAGAGGACGUUUGCUCUACAGGUGGAAUAGACCAUAUUUUUUUACAGGGAGACGCAGACUUUCAUUCUCUUCAGUCGUGGUGAAUUUGUUACACUGGUUUUAGUCUGCACAUGUUCAUCUUGAAUUUUUACUUAAUAAAAAAAAGUGACUUAUUCUGA